This is a messenger RNA of Truncatella angustata, 2127 nucleotides long. RefSeq names its product metallopeptidase MepB. The transcript is spliced from 4 exons. Gene Ontology annotation, biological process: peptide metabolic process; proteolysis. Gene Ontology annotation, molecular function: metalloendopeptidase activity. The record is from RefSeq and is a predicted model, not a curated record. Bases 1 to 2127 code for a protein of 708 amino acids. NCBI's taxonomy places the organism in Eukaryota, Fungi, Ascomycota, Sordariomycetes, Amphisphaeriales, Sporocadaceae. Gene Ontology annotation, cellular component: mitochondrial intermembrane space.
AUGGAUUCACUGAAGGAACUUUCCGGUUUGAUCACCUUUGUGGUAACACCACCUUCAAUUUUAAAAGAUGCACGAGAGAGUAUAACAAGAUCGCGCGAGCUACACGAAUCGCUGACUCGAGACGUGUCAGCCAGCUCUGCCACAUUUGAGAAUGUUCUCGUACCUCUUGCGGAGGCCGAGAAUGCUCUUAUUACAACAUUUCGUAGACUCGUUUUUUACGAGUCUGUUUCGCCAGAUGCCAAUGUGAGGGAAGCAUCAGCUCAGGCAAAGAGCCUUUUUGAAGCCUUCAAAUUGGAGACGGCUAUGAACGAGGGUUUGUUCGCGCUCGUGGACGCUGUUUCAAAGGGAAAAGAAGGAUUGUUAGACCUUGAUGCAGAAUCACGUCGCUUAUUGGAAAAGGUGCACCAAGACCACACCGUGAAUGGCUUGUCCUUGUCAGUCGGAUCCGCCGAACGAGAACGUUUCAUGACGAUCAAGAAGCGGAUCGGCGAGCUCGAAGGGAUGUUUAUGAGGAACCUAGCGAAAUCAAAAACUAGUAGCGGUGGUCUGUGGUUCACGCGUGCGGAGUUGGCUGGUUUACCUGAGAGUUUGAUUUCGAGAUUGGAGAUGAGAGAGCACGACCACGAAGAACAGAGAUUUCGAGUCAGUUUCAAUAAUUCUGAUCUAUUUCCGACUCUGAAGUUUGCGGAGAACCCGGCAACCCGGAAGCGCAUGUACAUUGCUAGCGAGCGUAUCUGUGCAUCGAGCGUGCCAAUUUUUCAAGAAGCAGUCUUGCUUCGGGAUGAGGCGGCACGGCUCUUGGGAUAUGCAAGUCAUGCAGCUUUUAGUACCCGUGAUAAAAUGGCAAAGGAUCCGGAAACUGUUAACAAGUUUCUGCUCGAUCUGAAGAAGGGCCUGAUCACAGUGGCAGCAGAAGAUCUCAGGCACAAGAAAGAUCUCAAACGCCAACAUGUCGAAAGCCGCGGAGAAAACUACGAUGGCCAAUUUUUCUUGUGGGAUAGCAGCUUUUACAACAGCUUGGCACUCAGGGAGUGGCAUGCAGUAGACCAGCAACUUCUUUCGGAAUACUUCGAAAUCAAUACCGUGAAAUCCGCCAUCUUGGAGAUGAUGCAGAAUCUGUUUGGUCUUCGUUUUACACGGAUAUCCACCGAUCACAUGACAGCGGAAAUCUGGCAUGAGGAUGUAGAGUUGUACAGUGUUUGGGAAAGCGAUGAGACAGGAGGUCACUUCGUUGGGUAUCAGUACCUCGAUUUAUUUGCGCGCGAAGGCAAAGCUAGUCACGCGUGCUCGCUGAACUUGAAGCCGAGUACGCACAACGAAUUUUGUGCAACAGCGUUGCUGUGCAGCUUCUCUAAGCCCGUCAGUGAGCAACCUACUCUACUGAGGCACGACGAGGUGGUUCUUUUCUUCCAUGAGUUGGGGCAUUGUAUCCAUGACUUGGCUUCGAAGCCCAGAUAUGCGCGCUUCCAUGGACCCGAUGGUACUGCCGUUGACUUCAGCGAGGCACCAAGCCAGCUGUUAGAAUAUUGGUUCUGGACGCCCUCCGUUCUAAGAAAAAUCGGCCGCCAUUACUCAUAUCUCAGUGGCGAGUUUCUUAGAUCCUGGAUAGAAAGAUCCCCGAACGGAUCAGAGCGGCCAUCUGAGAAUCUAUCAGAGGAUAGCAUUAACCAAUUAUUGGCAAGCAAAAACAUGGGCGAGGUUGCCACUAAUAGGAUCAUGCUGACUAUUGCGUUGUUUGAUAUGAGUAUUCAUUCGCCAGAAAACUACGAGGUACUUACAGCCAUUGAUCCCUCAAGUAUGUACAACAGCAUAAGAAAAGAAGUUUGUCAACUUCAGGAUCCAACCGACCUAGGUGAACCUUGCGACUGGGGCUCGGGGUUCGCGACAUAUCCACAUCUCAUGGACGGCUACGACGCCGGUUUCUAUUCCUACUUAUUUUCGAAAGUCUUCGCUGCUGACAUAUUUUACUCCAUGUUUGCGAAAGACCCAAUGAACACAAGGGAAAGUUUGAGAUACAGGCGCGCCGUGCUUGAGAAAGGAGGCAUUCGAGGGGACCUUCAAAACCUGACAGAAUACCUGGGGAGAGAACCAAAAGUGGAUGCUUUCUAUCAUGCACUGAAAAUGUAG